AUGACACGAAAGAGAACAUUUUCGUUACGAACACAACUGUUCAAUAAGCAGCUCCACGAUAAAAUUCAAAGGGAUUACGAAGUGGAAUCUCAUAUGGAUGAUAUCGAGACUGAAUCGCGCCAGAGUCAGGGCGGAAAACCUAGCAUUGACAUCAACAAUCUAUUAAAUUGGCUUCUAAGACGUAACAAGAAUCGCCGUUCCGAGUCUGGUAGGAGGAUACCUGUGAGUGUAGAUCACUCUGAUGGAACUUAUCGUGAAUUCACCGGGGAUUACGGAGAUUUGCUCAUAGAUGAGCGAAACUCAAAACCUUACAAGUCUAAUGUCAUAACCUCUUCUCGAUAUACCAUUUACUCAUUUCUACCGCGUCAGCUCUAUGCCCAAUUCUCGCGGCUCGCGAACUCAUACUUUUUUUUGGUAGCGGUGCUGCAAAUGAUCCCUGGCUGGUCCACUACAGGAACGUACACCACUAUCAUUCCUCUUGUAAUCUUCAUGGGUAUAUCGAUGUCUCGAGAGGCGUGGGAUGACUUUCGCCGGCACAAGCUUGAUCGGGAGGAAAACAACAAGUCUGUGAAAGUGCUCACCAGAAACUCAGACGUAUCUGGAAUUGCGUCCGCGGGGCCCUAUCCUUCACAAGAUGGCCUAUACUCCUUGCCCCAAUGGCAGCGAACUGCAUCGUCAACAAGGGAAUUAAAUGCCGACACGGAUGACUUCCCAGAGGAAAUUUCCUCGUUACCAUUAGACUCCCAGCCCUUUACAAAUUGGAAAUUGUUACAAGCGUCCUACGGAGUUUCCAUCGUCGAGAAGCAGUGGAAAGACGUCAAAGUUGGGGAGUAUGUUCUUCUUUGUCAAGAUGAAUGGGUGCCCGCUGAUAUGUUGAUUCUGACGAGCGAUGGUGAUAAUAACGAUUGCUUUGUUGAAACGAUGGCAUUGGAUGGAGAAACUAAUUUGAAAAACAGACAACCUCUCAAAGAAGUCAGUGAGAGAACUAGUACAGUUUCAGGCUUAGCUCAGUUUAAGGCUAAGAUAACAGUGGAGGACCCCAACAACGAUUUGCAUAAUUUCGAAGGUAAUCUGGAAUUGCUGGGCGACAAUAAGAAAAUCACUAUUACUUCGGACAACAUUGUUUACAGAGGAAGUAUUAUUAGGAACACACAGAAUGCUAUUGGCAUGGUUGUUUUCACCGGAGAAGAAACCAAGAUACGCAUGAAUGCCAUCAAAAACCCAAGGAUUAAAGCACCUAAACUUCAAAGAGCCAUCAACUUGAUUGUUUUAUUUAUGGUUUUUGUGGUUGCAGCCAUGUCUUUAUUUUCAUUCAUGGGCCAAAGAUUUUUAAAGAAACGGUGGGUAGACAACAAUAAUGCCUGGUAUCUUUUUAAUCAAGAUGCUGGCGUUGCGCCUACGGUAAUGUCCUUCAUAAUCAUGUACAACACCUUGAUUCCUCUUUCUUUGUAUGUGACGAUGGAAAUUAUCAAAGCUAUGCAAAGUAAACUGAUGGAGUGGGAUAUUGACAUGUAUCACAAGGCGUCUAACACCCCUUGCGAAUCUCGAACGGCUACUAUUCUAGAAGAGCUGGGGCAAGUCUCUUACAUCUUUAGUGAUAAGACGGGAACACUGACAGAUAAUAAAAUGGUGUUCAGGGCCUUCUCUAUUUGUGGGAUAUCAUGGGUACAUGAAGCAGAUAAAACAACUGAUUCACUAAGCAGUGUCAAAUCUAACGAUAGUCAGAAUAUUGAUGUUGUCUCCGUUGAUGAUAGAAGUUUUCUUCAGCACUUUCAUCCAAGUACCUCUGCUGCCUCUCGAAAGACUUCGAUAGAAUACAAGGGCAAUAGUUCUGCUACAUAUACCGGCAGGCCAAGCAUGGCGUCUCGUAUACAACCCAAAAGAAGUAUAGAAGACACGAGCUUCAAUCCCGACGACGGGAGCAGAAACGAAAGUACCCAAGAAUUGGCAAAAUCGUCAGUUGCGCUUAUUAGCUAUAUUCAAAGGAACCCUGGUACUUAUUACAGCGAAAAGACUAAAUUUUUCAUUUUAGCGCUAGCGUUGUGCCACUCGUGCUUGCCUAAAAAGGCCUCCGUUAUAGAGGACGAAGAUGAUAGAAUUGAAUAUCAAGCAUCGUCCCCUGAUGAGUUAGCCCUGGUAACUGCAGCUCGUGACAUGGGAUAUGUGGUCAUGAAUAGGAAUGCCAACAUACUCUCAAUAAAAUCAUAUCCUGGUGGGUUUGACAAUGAGCCAAUAACUGAAGAUUAUGAAAUUUUGAACGUCAUUGACUUUAGCUCUGACCGCAAAAGAAUGUCCGUCUUGGUUCGUCUUUCCCAACAGCCACAUCGCGUUCUUUUGAUUUGCAAAGGCGCUGAUAACGUCAUUCUGAACCGACUUCACAACAGCGACAUGGCAACCCAAAAAGCCUCUGAGCUUCAAGAAACCACCAAUGAAAGAAAGACGGCAGAAGCAGAUCUAGUCUUGAAGCAAAGAAAAUCAUUUGAUUCGGCCAUCAAUGGCCGUCACAGCGGAACUUUGAGACGCUCUUCCUCGCAAAGAGCUAGCAUGGCCAGAAUGUCCCUUAAUGCCGUUAGGAGGAGCUUCUCAAGGAAAAGCCUGGGCAACGGAGGGGAUCCAGAAGGUCAAAUAAACUCCAUCGAUGACUUUCUCAGCAAUGUGGAAAAAGCAGACAAUGAGCUGAGUGAUAUUUUCUCUAGGAGUCGAAAGUCGUUGCACAAACAGCAGCAAGAGCGCUACGGACUGAAGGCACAAGGCUCAACAGAGGUUGACGCUAUCAAUUUUGCUUCCGACUUUGUGACUGAAACAUCCUCAACAGCACCUUUAAAGACGUCUAAGGACAAUAUCGAGGCUCUCCUUAGUGAUGAAACACUGUUAAAGAAUGAGGAGUAUGUAUUAGAAAGGACUCUUCAAGCGAUAGACGAGUUUUCAACAAAUGGCUUACGAACUCUUCUGUACAGCUAUAAAUGGAUUGACAUGGAAACAUAUGACAAGUGGGCAGAAGAAUAUAACGCAGCCAAAACUUCCCUGGACGGGAGAAAAGAGAAAAUUCACAUUAUAGGGGAAUCGGUUGAGCAAUCUCUUCGCUUGUUGGGCGCAACUGCUAUCGAAGAUAAACUGCAGGAGGGAGUAGCGGAUGCGAUCAAGAAGAUAAGGAGAGCAGGUAUCAAAAUGUGGAUGCUGACAGGCGACAAGCGGGAAACUGCUAUCAACAUUGGCUAUUCUUGUAAUCUUAUACACGACUACUCAACUGUUGUUAUUCUUUCCGCAGAAGACGAGAAUAUAUCUUCUAAGCUGACAGCCCUUACCCAAGAAAUUGAACGAGGAAAUGUCGCACAUUGUGUGGUUGUCAUCGACGGUACAACCUUGGCAAAAUUUGAGAGCAACCCGACUUUGAUGUCAGUUUUUGUCGAGUUAUGCACCAAAACUGAUUCCGUUAUAUGCUGCCGAGCGUCACCUUCUCAAAAAGCUCUCAUGGUAACCCACAUUAGAAAUACCGAUAAAAAAUUGGUAACCUUGGCUAUUGGGGAUGGUGCAAAUGAUAUUGCGAUGAUUCAAUCUGCUGACAUUGGAAUUGGCAUUGCUGGAAAGGAAGGUUUACAGGCCUCGAGAUCUUCAGAUUAUUCUAUUGGACAGUUCAGAUUUUUAUUGAAACUUCUUUUGGUACACGGACGUUACAACUACGUGCGGACAUCAAAAUUCGUUUUAUGCACUUUUUACAAAGAGCUGCUCUUUUAUAUCACACAAAUGAUUUAUCAGAGACAGACCUUAUUUUCGGGGACUUCGCUAUAUGAGCCAUGGUCUCUAUCGAUGUUCAACACUCUAUUCACCUCUCUUCCCGUUUUAUGCAUCGGCAUGUUCGAAAAGGAUCUGAAGCCCAUGACCCUUUUGGCCAUACCUGAACUUUAUGCAAUGGGACGCAGGUCAGAGUGUUUCAACAUAAAGGUUUUCCUCUACUGGAUGUUAUUGGCUGCUAUCAACUCUGUACUGAUUACAUUUCUAAAUUUGAAGAUUUGGGGGGUUUCUUCCCUUUCGGAUAACACAAUUUAUCCAAUUGGCGUCAUUAAUUUCACUGCGAUCGUCACACUAAUUAAUGUCAAGUGCCAAUUAUUGGAGACACACAACCGAAAUAUAUUAGCUUUUGCAUCCUUGGUCAUUUCAAUAGGUGGUUGGCUUCUCUGGUGCUGCUUACUGCCAGGAAUUUAUUCAACAGAUGGCCCUUACGACGUUUUGGUUGGACUCUACCAUCAAUUCGGGGGUGAUAUAACAUUUUGGUGUACCUGCUUGGUUUUGGUUGCACUACCAAUGAUCAUCGAUGUUGUGAGCAAGACCGUUAAGGUAAUGAUCAAGCCCUCAGAUUCGGAGGUGUUUGCCGAACUUGAACAGAGAGACGAAAUUCGCAAAAAAUUGGAGAUCAAAGCCUUUAAUGAAUUGAGGCAGGGUUGGACUUGGGAUAAAGACCGCAGCACAAUCACCAGGUAUACGGAUAAAGUGCUACAUCGUGCAAAUGACUCAGCAAAUAGUGACAGCGACACUCUUACGCAAUUUGGCAAUACUACAAACUCCAACACAUCUAGGCUUCCAGCGGGUUCUGGGAGCAGAACUGCAUUUCACAAUAAAGCCUCAUAUAAUGCGCAAGAAUACGAGAUGUUACCUAGUGGAAAACUGAUCAAGAAGCGACUGUCCACGACUGGCAAUGACGAUGCGCGGACACCCUUGACUCAAAAGUUGGGCAAGACGUUGCGAUUUAAAGUCAAGAACAAUGAGGAAGUUGAAGAUGUAGACGCUAUUAUCGCGGAACGUCUGAAAGAUUUGGAGUAA
Molecule: messenger RNA, 4818 nt
Organism: Lachancea dasiensis
Lineage: Eukaryota; Fungi; Ascomycota; Saccharomycetes; Saccharomycetales; Saccharomycetaceae
Source: the annotation of a GenBank genome assembly